UUGACCCAGAAAACACACACUCUCUCUCUCGUUGGAAGAUUGUGAGCAGCGCUCUUUUGUGCGUCGGUCCGCUGGAGUAUGAAGCUUCACCUUGUGGAAUAUAAAGUGUAAUUCUUCAGAGGCUUUUGAACAGAUAAAGCUCAUUUGUCCUGCCGCAGCGGAGUCACUGAGCACAGGACACGGGGGAGAUUCUAUGGCAGAGCACAUGAUGAUGCCCAUGAACCAUGGACAGGGUAACGGGGGUCUGCAUGGCUACCGGAUGGGCAUGAAUGGAGGCCUGCAAGCGGGCCCCCAGCAGCAUGCGCCCCAGCCCGGCCUGAGAGCAAUGCCCAAUGGACAGAUGAUGCACUAUGGAGCGGGGCCUCAGGGAAACAUGGAGGCUGCCAUGCGCCAGAGGGCCAACAUGGUGGGGCCUAUGAAUGGACAGAUGGGUCACCACCAAAUGCAGUCAACUAACAUGAUGUUCAACAACCAGGGCCAGCAGCAGCAACAUCAUGUUCAGCAGCACCAACAGCACCACCACAUGCACCAAGUGCAGCAGCAACAGCCUCCGCCACAACAACAACAGUACAUGAGCGGGGGUCUCACUUCCCAACAGCUCAUGGCUAGCAUGCACCUUCAGAAACUCAACACCCAGUACCAUGGACACCCUCUGGGACACAUGAACGGCAACCACAUGGGGAAUGGGGCGCAGUUCCGCAUGGGUCAGGCCCAGUUGAGCAACAUGCAGCAUAUGGCUGGCCCGGCUCUCAGUCUCAAUGGCAUGGACGCCGAUUUGAUUGACGAAGAAGUUUUGACGUCGCUGGUCAUGGAACUAGGACUGGACAGGGUGCAGGAACUCCCUGAACUCUUUCUGGGACAGAACGAGUUUGACUUUAUCUCGGACUUUGUGAGCAAACAGCAGCCGAGCACCGUUAGCUGCUGAGACUGGAACAUAUGGAUGCUUGAAGGCGAUAUGGGCAGCAAAAGUUGCUCUUUUGAUCUAUUUAUUUUUGUGAUCGCCAUCACCAAGACGAGAGGUGAUCAGAUGCCUCUUUGUCCACAGAAACGGGUGGUCAAGCUCCUGUUAGGACUACAGUUCUGUUUCUGGCUGGAACGCCGAGCGGCGAUCCAUGGAUGAAUGUAACAACACUUCAGAACUGUGAACUUGGUGCAAUGUAAAGACACUCAAACCUUAUUUGUCUUCAAUGCAGUUUUACAUUUAAAAAUGUAUUUAUUUAUUGCUUAUCAGAUGUAUU
This is a messenger RNA of Sinocyclocheilus anshuiensis, 1238 nucleotides long. Its product is annotated as cbp/p300-interacting transactivator 3-like. Gene Ontology annotation, molecular function: transcription coactivator activity. Gene Ontology annotation, cellular component: nucleus. Bases 194 to 925 code for a protein of 243 amino acids. NCBI's taxonomy places the organism in Eukaryota, Metazoa, Chordata, Actinopteri, Cypriniformes, Cyprinidae. The record is from RefSeq and is a predicted model, not a curated record. The transcript has 2 exons. Gene Ontology annotation, biological process: regulation of DNA-templated transcription.